Ipomoea nil (Japanese morning glory) is the source of this 582-nucleotide messenger RNA. RefSeq lists its product as uncharacterized. Gene Ontology annotation, molecular function: DNA helicase activity. Lineage: Eukaryota; Viridiplantae; Streptophyta; Magnoliopsida; Solanales; Convolvulaceae. The transcript has 2 exons. The coding region runs from base 1 to 582 and encodes 193 amino acids. The record is from RefSeq and is a predicted model, not a curated record. Gene Ontology annotation, biological process: telomere maintenance; DNA repair.
AUGGCUAAUCGCCGGGCUAUUGAAAGCGUUGAUACAACGCUUAGAGAUAUUAUAGACACAGACCAAAUUUUUGGACGAAAAGUGGUUGUUUUUGGAGGUGAUUUUCGACAGACAUUGCCAGUUAUUAGAUAUGGGAAGAAAGAAGAUUUCUUUGAAGCGAGUUUGGUUAAAUCACCAUCAAUCUGGCCAAACAUCCAACGAUUAAAAUUGGUCCAAAAUGUUCGUGCAAAUGAGGAUCCAGCAUUUUGUGAGUACUUGAUGAAGAUUGGCAAUGGAACUGAACAAUUCAUUGGUCAAAACAAGAUUAAGAUUCCAUCCUCAUUCAUUAUUCCAUGUUCGGAUGAGGAUAUAUCUCUUGAUGCUUUAUUUCAAUCUGUAUAUCCUGACUUAACAUGUUUUGGGAAUGAUCCUUAUUCGUUAAUGAACACAGCCAUCUUAACAACUAAGAAUGAGUUUGCAGAUGAAAUUAAUUCUAUCUUAAUAGAUAGAUUCCCAGGAAAAAUUGGUGAAUACAAAGGAAAACAUGUCUUCAUUCCAAGAAUCCCUUCCCUGUUGAGCCAUCAAAGGAUGAAAAUUGUCUGA